This is a messenger RNA of Drosophila subpulchrella, 978 nucleotides long. Its product is annotated as haloacid dehalogenase-like hydrolase domain-containing protein 2. The record is from RefSeq and is a predicted model, not a curated record. The coding region runs from base 13 to 834 and encodes 273 amino acids. Gene Ontology annotation, biological process: dephosphorylation. The transcript has 4 exons. Lineage: Eukaryota; Metazoa; Arthropoda; Insecta; Diptera; Drosophilidae. Gene Ontology annotation, molecular function: phosphatase activity.
GGAAAGUAUUCAAUGUUUUUGUUCUCUGUAGGAAGAAGGAGCUUGAGCUUUGCCCAGUCAAGAAGGAUGUCUAUCAAAGGAGCUCUAAUUGAUCUCAGUGGCACCUUGCAUGUGGAGGAUGAACCCACUCCAAAUGCAGUUGAGGCUUUGAAAAGAUUGCGAGAAUCUGGUGUAGCAGUCAAGUUCGUUACAAAUACCACGAAGGACUCCAAGGCCACUCUACACGAACGGCUCUGCAAGAUUGGUUUCCAGGUGGACCCCUCUGAGAUCUAUAGCUCCUUGAGCGCCGCAGUCGAUUUUGUGGAGAACGAGAGACUGAAUCCUUACUACAUCCUGUCCGAGGAUGCGCGCCAGGACUUUCCGCCGGAGGAUACCAAGCGCUACCAGGAUUCAGUUUUGAUUGGUCUAGCUCCCAAGUUCUUCAACUAUGACAAGCUGAACGAGGCUUUCAAUGUUCUGCUGGAGAAUAAGAAUCACAAACUGGUGGCCGUGCACCAGGGUAAAUACUACAAACGGGCCGAAGGUCUGGCCUUGGGUCCUGGAUGCUUUGUCAAGGGUCUGGAGUUUGCCACAGGACGAACGGCCAAAGUGAUUGGCAAACCGAAUCCGUACUUCUUCGAAGGAGCUCUGGCCGGGCGGGAUCCCGCCUCCUGCGUCAUGAUAGGAGAUGACGCCAAUGAUGACAUUGUGGGCGCCAUGAGCGUGGGCAUGCAGGGCAUUCUUGUCAAGACUGGCAAAUAUCUGCCAGAUGUCAAGCCAUCGCCUCCACCAACCGCUUUGGUUGAAAACUUUGCCGAGGCAGUCGAUUGGAUAAUAAAGAAAAACAAAUCUUAGGCUUAAUAUGUUCUUUAAAAACUAUGUGUGUCAUAUUCAAACCAAUAGUUAUUGACAAAUUCUACAUUUAAUGUAUUACUCAAUAAGGCUUAACUAUUAUCAUUAGAGUUUGAAAAGUAAAUAAAUGUGCAAAAACAGUUCAAA